Opisthorchis viverrini is the source of this 3843-nucleotide messenger RNA. RefSeq lists its product as hypothetical. Bases 763 to 2019 code for a protein of 418 amino acids. The record is from RefSeq and is a predicted model, not a curated record. The transcript has 6 exons. Lineage: Eukaryota; Metazoa; Platyhelminthes; Trematoda; Opisthorchiida; Opisthorchiidae.
CAUGCUUUGUAGCGCGUAGUUCAAUUUUUUAUAUCACUUAUCGAGGUGGGUCGGGCCUCCCACUUUUGGUGGUUUCGGGAUGGCAGGUUACAGUUCAGAAAAGACACCAAACGUUCGUGUCACUGUAUUGGAAGAUCCAAAUAACAGUCUUCAAGAAUUAUUCAACCCAAUCUCCCAGAGGCAACAAGUGCCUUGGAACCAGCGAAACCUACCGAAAUCAUUUUUCGUUCCACCGACCGGAUUAAACGAUCCCUCUCACCUCUCAGGUGUUGGUUCUACCGACAUUGUAAUUUCGCACAGCAAAGCUAACUCUUCUCCCGCUUCUCUGGACGCGCCCGUUUGCGCUACUGUGAACUCUGACGUUCCAAGUCACGUUCACCAGAAAAGUUUGGAUAUUGCAGCAGACUACACUCAUGGUUAUUGUCCUGAAGUAUCAUUCUGUGAUUUUAGAAAACAAGGAUUUAUUCAAAGUGACAGGUAAUUAAAGUAUUCUUGCGAGAGUCUCAAAUGUUUCCAGUGGGGCUCAAACACCUUUCUCAUGCCGUCCCCGACUCAAGUUUGCUGUCCGUGAGCUUCCUGCGUGGUUCGAGAUGACACAGAAUGAAAAGAAUCAAGUAUACUUCCUCAAUCAUGAAACACAAGAGACAACUUGGUAGGCCAUUGUUCAGUUAAUUACUUUCCACAGGUUUGAUCCACGUAUUCCUGUUGGACAUCAAAAAUGGGGCAUGACGCUUGAUGAGUUACAGCAAGUUCACAUAAAUUAUGCAAGGUACUUGGGGCAAAACCCACCUAACGUUGGGCAGUAUCGGCCAUCGGGUGAACUACACGGCUGCAACUCAGCAUAUUGCGCAUGAACAGAUAUCUUCCGCUAGUGCCACCGUAUCAUCUGGGUGUAUUACUAUAGCCUCCGCUACCACUGGUGUACAUGGACCUUCCGUCGUUGCCCACGUAUCAUCCCCUGCGCCCGUACUGUCGCCCACCAAUUCCACCGUUCUCAGUCCCACCAUCGCUGUGCUGUGUACAGCGCCAGGUGCUUCGUCGACUCCCUCAAGUAACGUUCCUGUCGGCGGAUCCGGUGCCAGAGUUCGUGUGUCUGGACCAUCCACUGCGCCAAAUUCGCAUCGCACACACCCACCCAAGGCUCCUCACACUCAUUCGCUUCAUGGUCAGUCUGACCAGAGCGCUCAUGUAGACGUUCAGCACCAUCGGCAGCAUUCACAUGGCCACCCACCUCAAGCACACACACCAGCAAACCAUUUGGGUACACAUAAUCGCUCUUGCAGCCAACCAGUACCAAUGUCAGUUGGGCACGACGGAUCCGCCGCCACUGGACAUCUGCAACAAGCCACUUCCGCCUCAUCUAGAUCAGGAACACAGCCACAACUAAGCGGGCCUAUCUUGGGUCUCUCGGCCAGUUCCUCACUCAUUGGACUCAGCGUUGCCUCCGCAUCAUGCGGGCCUUUGGUUGGUCAGGUACCGCAUUUGGGUUCGGCGACAACAAACAGUUCCUCCGGGCAACUUGUGCAAGGUCUGGAAUGCCUUCGACUAAACACUUCCACAAGUCCUGCCUCAGCCUUAGCAACCUCACCCCACAUGCUGGAAGCACAAUCAUCACAACGACAACAGCGAGGACAACAGCAACAGCAGCAGGCACAAACGCAACAACAACAGACCCAACAUGCCCAGACACCAUAUAUGCUCCCCGUGAAUGCACUGAGUCCAUCACUUCAAGGUGGGAGUAUUCGUUUCGCCAGCAAUGUUGUGACUCCUACUCCGUUAUCUGCCGCACAGCAUUCCCAUCAAGGAAGUAUGGAUAGCGGCGUUGGACAAUCACUUACGGGACAGUCCAGCGCCAGUGCUGACCAAACUCCGGAACAUGCGGUGAUGCUGUUUUGCGACCCUAGACUUAAUGAGUGCAAUACAGAACACAUGGAAGGAAUAUCCUACCCGAGUGAAGAAAUCGGUUGCACCCCCUAUAAUGUGUUUGACAAUAUUGACAUUUCCGACAUCACUGCGUGACCUUUUCGAAUAGAAGGAGCCAUCAGACUUUCGGCCUCAAAUGCAGCAGGAUCAUCCAACGCCGUUUCUUGGAGGCUCCUGUCUCUUUGACCAAAACAUUUCAAAACAAUAUACAUCAAGAUUUUUCAAAGUAUCGGCGGCCAUCCUCUGCAUCCUAUCCAAGUUCCCCAACAAUGUACAUAAAUGCCCUUUCUCAACCGGAAAGUUUUGUUCGAGAGCCCUGAAAAGCUAUGUAUUAUGCACAUUCAUUGGAUAAAUACUUUGCUGGGCACUGUGGAAGGCCACCAAAAUUCGUCGAAAUCUUUUGAUAUUGGAUUUAUCCACCAGCUUCUAGCAUGCCUUCCACAUUAUUCUCAAAAUCUGUUCAUGUAGACUGAAAUCUGUUUGCAUUAACUCUGAACUUUCUCAAUACAUGCGCAGCGCACUCCUCAGCUGACAUAAAACACUCGCACGAACGCACAAAGAUUCAACGUCUUUCACUUAUCACUCCGUUUCGUAAAAUUAUAAAACUCGCUCUCUGGCGGCACAAUCCGGAUAUCUACGCGCCCAUCCUGUAACGUGUUAUCUUUUCGAACUUCACUUUGCAGAGGAUUUUUGAAAGUUUUUGAAUGCUUUUCUUCAUUUUCUAUCCGUACAUCCUCCUCGCUCCUGAACGAUAAAUAGAACACCGAAAUAAAAAAGGUGCAUAUACAAAGCGCCAACUUUCACGUACCUAGCUGACACCCCAUUCUAGUCGCCCUUGUCCCCUUCUCCUUGUGAUUUUGAUGGCGUGUUGUUUUGAUGGCGAGAUCCGUUCCGUGCGAAAAACACAAGUUGAGCAAGUUGGUUAAGAUAAACGCAUUUUUUGACGUUCAACAUUGACUGCGGCUGACUUGGAGAAAAAGCACCACUGUGCUGACACCUUCGGAUCGGCCUGCCUUAAAGGUGGCUCCACAAGACACCGUAAGAGGCUCCAGUGCCAAGAGGGGCCCCUUAAUCUAUAUACUCAGGCUAGAUCGACGAAAGCAAAAAGUCGCAUGUCGGUCAUGUGCACAACCUAGUUGUCGUAGCGUUCAACAGCUGCCAAACAGCCCACUCUAGAGGCCUCUUGAUUUAUGAGUGUGCUUGUGUAGGUGACCUUCCAAACAACUGUGCUGGAUGCAUGUGUUAUCAGUUCUUCAGCACUGCUGCUACCGUCAAGGCCGAUAGUAAUGAUAUUAAUAAUAAUAAUGACCAUGAUGUGAGCUGGAAAGUCUUCACCAUUUUGCUUUCUAUGUCGUUGAGCUUUAAUGUGCCUUGUAUUUUCUCUUCUCAUGCGUCCUUUCUGGCCCAUGUGUCCACAUCUUUUUCCUCGAAACUACCUACAGUUACUGUUAUUAUUACCAGUAUUGUGACACAAGUACGUACAAACACAUCGAUCUCAACGUCCUUUUGUCUCAGAUAUUUAGCGGACGAAUUUUCUCCCUGUCCUGUCCUCCUUUUUCAUGGCCUCCAGCGUGGUCGAUUCUGACACCCCUAGAUUAGCCGAAUCAUUUUGUCCAUUUCGCCGCAUUGUGUUCGUAAUUUCACUGAUUUUGAAGUACCCGCUCCUUCAUAUUGUAUUUGCAAUCACGAAAUGAAAGUAAAAUAAAUUGUUGAAGACGUUCAUUGAGGUAAGCAAAAGACAAGUGGUCCAAUAUGCAGUCUUCUAUGGUGUGUGCCAGCCUGAGCAUACAUAACUUAACACCCUAUUUAUGAGUUACCAUUCUUUUUCAAACUGUGGAAAAAAGAAAUCGUACAACUGUAACAUCCUUUUGGUGCCUAGCUACAAUGUCACGCGAUGGAAACACGAUUGCUGUGACAAUA